Messenger RNA from Pseudopipra pipra, 6115 nucleotides. It is a transcript of the gene HDC, whose product is annotated as histidine decarboxylase. Gene Ontology annotation, biological process: histamine biosynthetic process; L-histidine catabolic process. Bases 2677 to 4542 code for a protein of 621 amino acids. NCBI's taxonomy places the organism in Eukaryota, Metazoa, Chordata, Aves, Passeriformes, Pipridae. The transcript has 13 exons. Gene Ontology annotation, cellular component: cytoplasm. The record is from RefSeq and is a predicted model, not a curated record. Gene Ontology annotation, molecular function: histidine decarboxylase activity; pyridoxal phosphate binding.
GGGAGGGAGGAGUGGGCAGAGAAUUGCAUUGUACUGUACAAAACUUUGUCAAACAGGUCAAAAUUUGACUUGAGUAUAUAAUAUUGGCAGUAGGAAAAAAUGCUAAGUAUCCUAGUAUCAUUACAUAGUUGGUAAAUUUGAUCCUGAUUGGCAGAUUUGACCUAAAAAUAAUCAAAAGAUAAUAAAAAUGAAAAACCUGGUGGUGAGUUUUAGAAGAACUAUUUUCAAGGGUAUAAUUAUGGUGGUACGAGGACUUGAAGAAAGCCUCGUGCAGUGAUUACCUGGAAAUUGCUGGUUUUUAGGGAUGUUUUCCGGAACUGUCCAUAACGUCACUAGCAAAUGCAGAAACCAGUUAGUCGAGAUAAAUGUGCUGCUUAGGCAUUGUUCCAAUCGAAUUAUUCCGUGAUCAAAGUAAUGUUUGUGUCCUCACAUCCCACAAAAUUGAUGACAGUGUAAUCUCUGUGAGUUCUUAAUAAUGAUAAGAGUCUCAGUCUGAGUGGUGAGUGUGGUAACGUUCACAUCCAAAUGGAGAGUUUCCCACGGCUGGGACAGCACAGACCUUUGUAGCGAUAAUGAAAUGAACCUUUUCUAAUCAUCCUGUUUCCUGUGAGCAAAUAUUCUAUUCCUCAUUGUCCAUAAUGAAAUCCUAGUAAGUGCAGGGUAGCUAUAACAAAACCUUAUUUAUCACCAGCAAUAUUUACCCUACCUGUAAUUCAUUAUCACCUAUUUUCUAGUUCUGAACAGGACCUGCUGUUCGUUCUCUUCUGCACAGAACAAGAGACCAAGCUGAUGAAACUCACCUUUGAGCAAGGCGUAGGGUAUAUGUCACAUGAAAUAUUUAUUGUAUAAUUUAGGUCUGAAAACAUUGUUAAAAAUAUUGUUCCUUAUUUGCUGUUCCAAAGUAAAACCAAAAUGUAGUUAGCUACCAUCUGUUUCUUUGAACAGAUGUCCCUAUAUUUUAAGUAUUAGUUACUUGUAAUGAGCUAGAAUCACAGUUCUGGGGAACUUUGGGCUCUUCUUGAGUUGAUCCUGUGCUUGAUGCACCUUCUCACCUUCCUUGUUCCCCUUUAUGAGAUCAUUUACAGUAAAGCCAAGAGAAGUUAGUAAAUUGAUAUGAAGUGUGUGGGCAGCUUGUUACUUAUCUCCUGAUGUUUCCAGAGAAAUGUGAGAAAACAGAUUAAUAUGCAUAUAGUAUUUUUUUCACUUAUUUAAUGCCUUUUUAUCAAUUUGGAUUUUUUUAUUUCAGUACAUUAAUCUGAUGUGUGUGUAUCAGAGCAUCUUUGUCAUAUCUAGAAAACAGUUCCUUCUCAAAUAUCUAAUUGCAACAGGAACUAGGAAGGGUUUCACACUGUUCUGUAGACAUUUUGCUGUGAGAACAAUGUAACAGCUUUCUAGAACUAUGAAAGUGUUUGGUCUGUGUUUGGGUACACGAGGCUGAGAAUUCAAGCUGCUCUGGCAGCCAGUUCUCUUCUGUGUGACGAGAACAGAAAAGCUGCUGUCGUGUAUCAGAUGAAGGCUCUGCCUGAUCUGGUGUCCUGUCUCCAGCAGGGUCUGCCCUAAGCAGGAGCCUAAGGUAUAGCAAAAAUAGGGCAAGGAUAUAUUGUACUGGUAGUAGUUUCUCUUCCUGGUGCUUAGUCCGCAAAUCCUACCUCUCUCUUUGCCCAGGGCUGCUUGGUACAGUGUAGAGCAAGUGAAGAUGGUAAGUGCUCAACAGUGAGUACAGUGUCAAAGGUUGUGCUGGCAGAGAUAGGUCAGGAUGUGUUUUCAGGCCCUAAAACUGGAACAAGGGGGAAUCUACAUAGCUGUCCUUUCAAACAGAACAACACAGGUGGAGGACUUGGAGGAAUUCUGGAGAGACAAGACCAAAUCCCAGUUCUUAUGUGUAUCAUAUGUGAGGAAAGCAAGCAUAAUGAGGGGAAAAAUAUGCAUUUUCCCAGCUCAGCAAUCUAGGGUGAUAUCCAUGGAGAAACAUCACCCUGGUUUGUGUAACCUGCUCUGAUCUGGAAAGGCAGGAAAUCCACUGAGAAGAUCAUUGCUGCUUUGUAUUGCAGUUCUGGAAUGGCAAUAACUGUAAAGCCUUUCCUUUUAGCAGCGUGGGACUGACAGCAUAAGGACUGAAGAUUUGUGGGGAUGUAGGUAUAUUCUUACUGCUUUGGGAAUUCUCAAAACAAUUCUUAAAAAAAUCUCCUUCCCUGUCUGCAGUGUCAAAUUUGUUCUGUGCUGGUGCCUUUUAAUGACUAGCGCAGUAGUUGGGUGUGCUGGUGUAACAUCUGCUGGCUUUUAUUUGGUUUUGGAAGUUCUUGAGCUUUUUCUCUCCCACAAGUCUCCUUAUAAUAUGCCUUAUAUUCAUGACGUGGAUUACUCUGAGACUUCUGAAAGAUUGACUGAAAGUGGGAAAGGGGUAGUGCAGAGGCAGCUCCUCUUAGCGAUACACUAUCUUACACAUCAAAAGGGCACAGAUGAGAACAUGAGAGAUUGUAAAAGCCCUCACUUGGGAGGAGUUAAAUAAACACUCACCAAUAACCUGCCUACGUUGAACCUUUUCCAGAAUGCGUGAGUCUGAGAGAUAAAGGGAGCUAUAAAGGGGGAAGCAGCCAGGAGGGCACCAGAGGGAACUGCCCACAGCUCCCGAGGGGUCGUGGCCCAGGUUUGGAGGUGCUUCUGUAAGGAAUCAGUAUGGAGCCAGAGGAGUACAGACAGAGAGGGAAAGAGAUGGUGGAUUACAUUUGCCAGUACCUGAGCAAUGUGAGAGAGAGACGGGUGACUCCUGAUGUGCAGCCAGGUUACAUGAGAGCCCAGUUGCCGGAUUCUGCCCCAAUGGAUCCUGACAGCUGGGACAGCAUCUUUGGAGAUAUAGAGAAGAUUAUUAUGCCAGGGGUAGUUCAUUGGCAAAGUCCACACAUGCAUGCCUACUUUCCAGCUCUUACUUCCUGGCCUUCACUCCUUGGAGAUAUGUUGGCUGAUGCAAUUAACUGCUUGGGAUUCACAUGGGCCUCCAGCCCAGCCUGUACAGAACUGGAAAUGAAUGUGAUGGAUUGGUUGGCCAAAAUGCUGGGACUUCCAGAGAAAUUCCUGCACUACCAUCCUGACAGUGUGGGUGGAGGAGUAUUACAGAGCACUGUGAGUGAAUCCACCUUGGUUGCACUGCUAGCAGCAAGGAAGAACAAAAUUCUGGAGAUGAAGGUUUCUGAGCCAAACACCGAUGAGUCCUCGCUCAAUUCUCGCCUCAUCGCUUAUGCAUCUGAUCAAGCACAUUCUUCUGUAGAAAAGGCUGGCUUGAUUUCCCUUGUGAAGAUAAAAUUUCUGCCUGUGGAUGAGAACUUUUCCCUCAGAGGUGAAACUUUGAAGAAAGCCAUUGCAGAAGACAGAAAGAAAGGCCUUGUGCCAGUCUUUGUUUGUGCAACAUUGGGUACAACUGGUGUCUGUGCUUUUGACAGUCUCUCAGAACUGGGUCCAAUUUGUGAUGCUGAGGGACUCUGGCUUCAUAUUGAUGCUGCAUAUGCAGGAACAGCAUUUGUAUGUCCUGAAUUUAGGCUGUUCUUGGAUGGAAUUGAAUAUGCAGAUUCCUUUACUUUUAACCCUUCUAAAUGGAUGAUGGUUCAUUUUGACUGCACUGGAUUUUGGGUUAAGGAUAAAUACAAAUUACAUCAAACCUUCAGUGUUAACCCUGUCUACCUCAGACAUGCCAACUCAGGAGCUGCAAUUGACUUCAUGCACUGGCAGAUUCCACUGAGUCGCCGAUUCCGGUCUUUGAAGCUGUGGUUUGUGCUUCGCUCGUUUGGGGUGAAAAAGCUUCAAGCUCACGUCCGACAUGGUACUGAAACAGCCAAAUUCUUUGAGUCCUUGGUUAAAAGUGAUCCGCUUUUUGAAAUUCCUGCAAAGAGGCAUCUUGGACUGGUUGUAUUUCGGCUAAAGGGUCCCAACUGGCUGACAGAAAAACUCCUGGAAGAACUAAGCAGUUCUGGCAGGCUCUUCCUCAUUCCAGCAACCAUUCGUGACAAGUUCAUCAUUCGCUUUACUGUAACGUCUCAGUUCACAACCAGGGAAGACAUUCUGCGAGACUGGAACAUCAUUCAACACACUGCAGCCCAAAUUGUUAGCCAGAAUUAUGGGCUGCACUGCAUCAGUUCUGAUGAUGGGGCAAGAAUCCCUGCUAUGGUAGUAGAGCCCAGUUCUGAUGCCAUUAGUAAUGCUUCCCAGCUUUAUCUAGAUGGAGGGAAAUCUAAACCACCUUCCAGAAAAACAGUAGUUCAGCCCAAGAAGUUAUCGGUGAAUCAAGUCCUUCUUGUAGAAGAGGAAGAAGAUAAAAAGAACUGCCUAAUACACGAAAAGCAAGAGGACUCUCAUUUUGAUGCCAAAGAAGGGACUGUAAGGAAUGACACUUCCAUACACCACAGAUGCAAACUGUAUGAGGUCUGUAUUGGACAUGAAGGAACAAAAAAUGUAAGCAAAGAAAUACAAAUAAGUAACUGUUUAGGAGACAAACAAGAGUUUUUUUCAAGUGAUCCCGAAGAUGGUCAGGUGAGGACAGAAGUGCAGUGAUACCACUAGAGUGCAUUGGAGAUGGUGAGUGCAUGGACAGCAUUGCAGGUAUCAAGGCCCACGUGAGGGCAGUUUGGGGGUCAAAUGACUCGUAUAAAGGCUGGGAGGAAAAUGCUAUUUACCAUGAGUGAAGGUCUCUAGGUCAGACCAUAAAUGUGCCAGUUAGGAAAAGGAAAGUAUUUCUGCUUUGAUUGUACUUGGAUGAAGAUUGGUUUAUGUCCAGGAGGAGCUACCGCUAAAAAAGAAAGAAACAGACCUGUGGGAUAUGGGAAAGAAUGCUUUCACUAAAAAAAAUUGUGAGCAGAAAUGAUUCAGUCCAGAAGGAAUAUAAAAAAAAUGGUAUAGCAUUCAGCAAAAGCUUGUUGCAAUUAUGGCAAGGACAAUUUUAGGGACCCUGUAAAGCAUCAAACACAUGUAGUAAGUAGGGAAAGAAGUAGUGUGCAGAGUCAGAAAAACUAUGUAAACUGAGUUGAUAAAGAAUGAUCCAAAGGUCCAAAACUAGCUGAUAAAUUGAAAAGGACAGAAAAGGAAGCAAGACCUUUGGAUUUAGCCACAAGCCAAUCAUUAAUUUUUUUAGAAGGUCAAUGCAAGUAAAGUGACCUUAGCAAAAUCAACUGAAUCUUAUAACAAGUAUUUGAGCAGAACUAGCAUAAACUUAGGGCUUGAGGUUUUUUAAAAAAAGAUGACUGGUAACUAGGAAUUAGACAGCAUCAAGAAAAUUCCUUUUGAAAUUUAAAAAGAACAAUCCUUUUAUACUUUUUGGUACAAGAAUAGUGUUUGAUGUAAUUAUGUUACAAAUGACUCCUAAAAAACUGAGUGAGUUACAAGAAAGUUCUGCAGUCAUAUGAAACCGGGUAACAUGUUCUUGGUAUCAUGCUAACUAAAAUAAUUAACUUUUCUCCAAGAACUAUGUAAAUUCACGGAAAACUUGUACUGUGCUAUUUGUCCUGGGAAGGUGUAGUGUUUACCCGUGUCAGAAAGGCAAACUGCUGAAUGAAUAAUUACUUAGUAGAAUAAGACUUGCUUACUCGUAUUAUCUAAGGCACGUAAAAGCUGUGGCUGAUUUGCUCUAUUCUAAACUUUCUAUUAUGUUUUAAUAUAUGUUACUACUAGUGAUGUUUAUCUUUUUCUGCUGUAGGUAUGUCUGCUGAGUUCACUAGCACUGACUGUGAUCUUGCAUAUACAAGUACUGUUAAAUAUUGUGUCUGUUCACAGCCGUGCUCCACUGUACCAGCUCUGGAGAGCUGGAGGAUACUGAACAGGGUACUGCUUGGGUGAUAAAGCCAGAAGCAAAAAUCACGUUCAAAGAAAGAUGCAGAUUUUUUACAACUUUAAACGGAAUAACUGGGAUAAAAGUAAUUUUUGCUGUGUCUGUUUUUCACUUUUGUAAGGCAAAACCAGAUGACUUAUAAGUGAACUUACGUGCAAAGUUAAGAAAGUGCAGAACAGCACAAUCAGGCUAAGAGGAACACACUAAAUCUGAGUAGAGCUGGUAGCAAACAUAUUUCUCCUUGUAGACAGUUUCUGUUGAGUAGAAGUACUUUUGAAGAUACAUCUGUUGAUUUUAUCAGGG